UGUUCUGCUCUUUCUCAUCAGAACUGCAAACUGGAGGAACUACGAGUGGGUCUGUGGGAUACUCUGCGCACCAUCAGAAAGGAGCAUCCAGCAGCAGCAGCAGCAGCCUCCACUAGCAGCUCCCACUCCUCAGAUGCUGCAGAGCUGCACCUCAGAGACAAAGCCCAGCAGCACCCAGGAGCACAGCUGCUCUCUCUGGACACUCACAAGGAGGAUCAUCACAUUGAUGCCCCACAGAGGAGCUGUGAAUCCUGUGCUGAAGUUCCAGACUCCAGCCACUGGGUCCUGGUGAAGCCUGAAGUCUCCACAGAGGAGAGCGUCUCCACCUACAGCCUGAGCUCUCCUGCAGGGAGCUACGAGUGCUCAGAGUCUGGUCUGCGCUGGGCGUGUGCUGGUCCAGUCACCCUGCAGUACCACUUCACAGACUGGCAUGUCUUCUCUGAGGAGCUGGCCCACAUGCAGUCCAGACCAGCUGGUCCUCUGAUGGACAUCAGGCCCAUGUCAGGAGAGCUGGAGGAGAUCCAUCUGCCACAUUUCCUCUGUUUGGGGGGUUGUGAGGUGUCUGUGCGUGAUGCUGUGAGGGUCCUGCAUGGGCGGGACAGCGGAGUGUGUGUGGAGGAGUGUGAGCUGACCCGACACCAUGCCAGACUUCUCCACCCCUCCUUCUCUCCACGUGGCAUUAUCUCCUAUUUGAAAUCUUGGCUGUUUCCCACGGUCCACUCACUUGUGCUGGUCUAUGAGGGCAGAUUGCCGCCCCUGUCUUACCGCGCCUACCUCCUGCCUGAGGAUCCCCGUCUGAAGCAGCUGGUGAAGAACGAUGAGGAGGAGUUGGGGGGCGUUAGGAGGGAAAACCCUCAUCCUGUCAGACCUCUACAGAUGGAGGGCUUCUACAGUCUGAGGACUGACUGCAAAUCUGAGCUCUACCCAGAGGAGCUGAUGCUGAGGUACAGCAAGACCACCCCCAACUUCUAUAAGGCGGAGCUUCUUGAGGCUGCGGCCUCCUUCCACAUGGAGCUGUUCAGCUCUGCAGACAGCAGGGGGCAGUGUGUGUGGAGAGGGAAGUUCCAGUCAGGUGAUGAGAGUCCGGCCAGACCACCAGCAGAGAUUCCGGCGAGGGCCAGAGACGCCCAAUCAGCAGUCAGGAUCCCACAGGGAGCAGAGAGCAGCAGAGACACCAGCAGAGAGACCAGCGGAGCUGAGGGGGAGACCAGCUCAGCGUCUGCACCUUCAAGGCAUCCUGAUCCAGGGCAGGAUUUCUUCUCCAAACACAAGGGGGCGCUGGAGACUCGUCUUCCUGUCCUCGCCUCCAUCCUGAUUCCACUCCAGCAGAGGGGGGUUCUGAAUGACCUGGAGCGGGAGCAGGUGGAGAGCAAACCCACCAGCACAGAACGGAACCGUGUUCUGCUCACCAUCAUACAGAACAAAGGAGCCACAGCCCAAAUGGAGUUCUACGAGGUUCUAAAGGAGGCCGAUCUCAAUCUGGUGAACGACCUGGAAAGAACCACCAGAAUCUUACCUUAAGUAAUAGUAGAGCUUUAAAGUCAUUUUGAUCGUAAACUAACUUCUAUUACGUAGGUACUACUAUUUGUAGGAAAUUGUACAUUACCUUGUCAGUCAAUGUGACUCUUUGGAGAUUAUUUUUGCCAGUGUGUAAACAAAUUCACAUGUUGCGUAUUUAUUCAGGGUGAAGGAUCUGAGCCAUGAGUGGUAUUUACGGCAGUUGUGUAAAAUACAAAUACUCCUCAACUGUAGGUGCUUUCUAGGGGUUCUUAUAUCUUGUGCUAACAUGUACAGUAUGCGCAGAGCUCUGAAGUUCAGAAGGAAUGUGCGUCACUCUUACUCUUGGGGUUAAUACUGGUGCUGAUGUGUGUUCCUCCUGUUUAUUUUAUAUGAAUGCGUCAGUUUUCAGUAAAUAACUGUUUUUCUUCCAUAUGUUGUUGCCAUUCAUUUGAUCAAUAAGGACAGUUAUUAUCCUAUUGGCAUGAGUGAAAUACGAGACUUGUGUCUCUCAGAUGAUCUGAUCUCAGGGCUCUCAGGUAAACUUUGUCUGGAUUAAUUGUGUAAACCUGUAAUGACCAUACAGUGGCUCAGGGAAGAGAAAAUAGCCAAACCUUUGGUAUCAGCAUUGUCCUCCUGAAUGUACACCAUAGUGGCCACGCCUGUCUCUGUAGCCUACUGUGAAUGUAUGCAGGCCACCUGUUAUAUCAUAUGUAUAGAAUUCUGUUGCCCUGUGUGUUCCAACCAAUGACAUGUUUAGAAUUCCAUUGCUAAUAGCGCCUUCAUGCCACAUCAGAUCUUCAGCAAUUCCAACCUCCGAUAGGAAAGAUGACUUGAAUGCAAAGUCGGCUCGUUUUAUUGCUCGGAGACUCGUGCGGAAGGAAAGUGGCAAUCCAAGUCUUUCCUCCUUUUUACUGUUGUUACCUCAUGAGUUACCCUGACGGAGGAACUGCCCUCCACACACUCAUUAUGGGAUGUCCAGCAGAGCAAGAGGAUGUAUUGUUGCGUACACACAGUUUUAGACUCACACAUCACAAGCCCUUGUUCACUUUGU
Sardina pilchardus (European sardine) is the source of this 2551-nucleotide messenger RNA. RefSeq names its product NACHT, LRR and PYD domains-containing protein 1 homolog. NCBI's taxonomy places the organism in Eukaryota, Metazoa, Chordata, Actinopteri, Clupeiformes, Clupeidae. The record is from RefSeq and is a predicted model, not a curated record. The transcript has 4 exons. The coding region runs from base 457 to 1521 and encodes 354 amino acids. Gene Ontology annotation, biological process: regulation of apoptotic process.